Molecule: messenger RNA, 941 nt
Organism: Arabidopsis thaliana (thale cress)
Lineage: Eukaryota; Viridiplantae; Streptophyta; Magnoliopsida; Brassicales; Brassicaceae
Exons: 1
Coding region: 79-612 (177 amino acids)
Cellular component (GO): nucleus
Source: RefSeq, marked reviewed
AAUCUCUCUCAUUUGCCCACUUAUCUGCGCCGCCGACCUACAGAAUCUCGGAGAAACCUUACCGGCGGGGCGGGAACCAUGCGUCUUCACUCAGCAAUUACUCUCCGAAAUCUGUUCACCAGAAAGUCUCUCCGAAUCCCACAGAAUCUAAGCAUUACCGCUUCCCCGUUAUUGAUUGGAGAUGUCUCCGGUCAAAUCAAACCUUCAUCAACGUCUCACUAUUCGAAAUCUAGUCUCUCAGAAGCGUCAUCAUCAUCAUCUAGCUCACUAAUUUUCCAGAUCCCAAACAACGCUUCAUUCUUCCUGGAAAAUCAGAGGAGAUACAGCACCGGCUCCAGCAGCGGUUCACCGCCAGAUGUAAACAAGGUAGUGGACGAGAUUAAUCUCAAGUUCGCUGAAGCUCGUGAAGAGAUCGAAAUGGCUAUGGAUGCGAAGGAGACGGUUUACUUCAACGAAGAAGCGGAGUGCGCGAGAGACGCCGUGGCAGAGGUUUUGGAGAUGUUUCAAGGUUUGCUCGGGAAAGUAACAGAGAAGGAGAAAGCUUCUCUGCAACGAUCCAUGGGACUCAAGAUCGAACAGCUAAAAGCUGAGCUUGAACAGCUGAACGAAUGAUCGAUUGCUGAUUUUGAUUCCGUGGAGAAACGAAGAGGUUAGCAGAAAUUUUCCUCUUCUUCACCGAGCCAUUGUUGUUAGCUGAUUAUCAUCUGUGUGUGCCUUAAUAAAUCUACUCCAUUUAGGUCAAAUUCAGAGCAUUUGCAAUGCUUGUGAGUUGUGACUGUACUCUUUUGAUUACAGGAAAAGAAAACUUGAAACAGUUUAUUAUAAGUUUCUAUUGCAGUGAGCUUCGUUGAGUGUGUUGAUCUUUGAUUCUUUACAUUUACAUACUUCUGUAAAAGAACAAGCUUUAUCAGGAGGAAGAAAGAACUUAGACAUUUACUCAU